AUGAAAUGCUUGAGAGAUCUCAUUUAUCCCGAUGUAUCAAAUUCAGUCUACAUAAGGAACUAUGACUCGCCUGAUCGUGGUGCUGUAACAAUUUUGGAAGGGACGUAUGCUGACUUUUGGAAUAAGCUUCAGGAUGUCUAUGUGGAGCCGUAUUCCGACCGUAUACAUAAGUUUUCUACUACGAUCAGCGAACAUGCCUCGGUGGUGGACGAAUGUGUCAGUUUCCUGAAAAAUGCUGGCCUGCCAAGUAACGUUUUGGCUAUUGGUUAUAAAAUUGCUAAAAACGUAGACGUCGCAUCAAAGCUUCAUUGCGAAUCAAGUAAUUUUAAUGUGACAAGAUUAAAAUGUGGACUAUGGAAGACGAUUCACAGACUUUGGGGAACUGAAAAAUUUGUGGACCUAAUCAUUAACAAUUCAAUAUAUGAGUACAAUGAUGGUGUUUAUUAUCAAUUGACUGGCCCUACGCACGACUGGACACUUUCACCUCUUUCAGGGUCAACAGCACGGAGGACGGUCCUUGAUAUCAGCAAUUCCACUUUCACGUACCGGAACCGAGGAGAUUGUAGGACUUCGGCUAUACUUCCUCGCUCACCUAAGCUUUUGGUUUCCCAAAUAUUUGGUAACAUCGAAGAUGUAUCCGGAAAUAACAAAUCUUCAAAGCGUCUUGAGAGGAUUCUGUCCCUUGUAAUCAAAAAGCAUCGGAAAUUGAAAUACCGCUUCAUGUUCGAUGCUAGUUGUCCAUCUGUGAAUCUGGAAGAAUGCGAGAGCAACUUGGAUGCACAAAUUUGUGCCAAGUCUGUUACACAGUAUCUCGCAUCUGUGACCUGCAAAUUGUUCCCGGUGAGUUUCUUCGGUUCUAAGCACAAUCGAUCGAAAAUUCUCUCCAAGAUAUCACUAAUUGUCGGACUUAAAUUGCACGAUAGAAUCCCAAUAGAUAUUUUGCUCGAAGGGCUUAAAGUCAAAGACAUUGAAUGGCUGGGCAGGUCCACAAACCUCGACAUCACAGAAUUGAGGAAGAGACAGACUAUACUGGUGAAUGUAGUCCAGUGGUUUUUUGGCCAGUUUUGUUCUUCCAUAAUCAAAACAUUCUUUUAUUGUACUGAGUUAUCUGCUACCAGAAAUCUCAUUUACUUUAGGUUCGACAUAUGGGAACAAAUAACAAGACCGUUUUUGGAUAAUUACUUCAAAAAGUUUUUGAAGACUAAUGAAAAGUGCCAAGAGCACACCGAUAGCAUGAAUUACAAGCACGGAUUCCUAAGAUUAAUUCCCAAAGUGCCUAAGCACCAGUUUAGAGUGAUAUUUGUACCACUUAAGAGCCAUCCAGAUGCGGUGGAUACUCAGCUCGAUUACAUCAGAAAUGUCAUCAAGCCCACGGGCCGUGUCCUCAACUACAUCCUGGGUACAGAAGCUUCUUCCUCAGAAUUUGUUUUCUCUAAGACUCUCUCUUCUCCGAACGAAAUUCCAGACGCUAUCCUCACCUUUAAAAGUUGGUUGACAGAAGUGUACAAAAGUGUGCCUCAGCUCUUUUUCAUAAAGUUUGAUAUCGAAUCCUGUUACGACUCUAUUCCGACGCUUUAUGCGAGGGAGGUGAUAAGAAAACGGUUGACCACUCAUGUCGACUUUUUUGUUCGCUCGCAAUCAGUUUACAAUCCUAAUAAGGAUGUUAUUAGAAGACAAUAUAUUGUAAACGGUGACGUCGAAAUCGACAAGGACUGUAUUGCAAUCGAUGAAGUGCUCACAACAUAUCUGACCAAAGUGGAUAUCCUCCGUGUCAUAGAUGAAGAAAUGAAUAAAAGCUCAAUGAUAUAUGGUCGUCGAUGCUAUUUGCGAAGUUCCGGCAUAUUUCAGGGUUCAAAUCUUUCUGCCAACAUUGUUGAACUUCUCUAUGAUGACCUUGUGACUACUGAAGCCGUUUUCCAGGACACGCGCGGUGCACCGGCCAUGAUUUUAAGACUAGCAGAUGACUUUCUCGUAGUAUCAACGAGUAAAUCUUAUAUCGAAGCCGUCGGAAGUCAAGUGAAAGAGGGAUUUCAGACACACGGUGCAUAUCCAAACAACCUUAAAGUCAUGACGAAUGUGCUUGCCACAGAACAGACUUACGUACGCUUCUGUGCAAUGGACAUUAAUCUUGAAAAACUGGAGGUUGUCAAGCACAUUGAAACCCUGAAUCCCAUUUAUAACUUUGCGUCCUCUGCAAAAAAGAGAUUUACACGCCUGAGAUCUAUUUUCGAAUCUAGACUGAACGGUAGCUUAACUAACCCUGGACUCAAUUCCUGGCCUACAAUCGUAAAACAAGUAUUCUAUGCAAGUCUGAGUACAGUUAGGUCGCUAAAAUUUCACGAUCGCCGUUCGUUGUCUCCAUUAAAUUUAUUGAAAUUCAUCAAAACCCUUUUAUGUUCAUCUAUUAGAUGCUGCGCAAAGCUUUCUCAUAGCAAUUUCAACAGUAGCGAUUUGAAAAUAGUCAUAGCCAAGGCAUUUUUAGAGGCCGUGGAAAAGAAGUACAUCAAAGUAAAGAUGGGUUCCAUGGCUCAAAGCGAGCUCAAACUACUCAUUUCAGAUACUGACGUAGAGAAUUUGCCUAGCGAAGUUCCAUCAUGA
Molecule: messenger RNA, 2598 nt
Organism: Lachancea dasiensis
Lineage: Eukaryota; Fungi; Ascomycota; Saccharomycetes; Saccharomycetales; Saccharomycetaceae
Source: the annotation of a GenBank genome assembly